This is a messenger RNA of Daphnia carinata, 709 nucleotides long. Its product is annotated as protein PBDC1. The transcript has 5 exons. The coding region runs from base 108 to 623 and encodes 171 amino acids. The record is from RefSeq and is a predicted model, not a curated record. Gene Ontology annotation, cellular component: cytoplasm. NCBI's taxonomy places the organism in Eukaryota, Metazoa, Arthropoda, Branchiopoda, Diplostraca, Daphniidae.
UACACUCGUGUACCACUCGUCUGCUAGACAUCCACGAGUUUUUCUUUUAUAAACGUGUUUGGCGUCCAAUUUCCUUUUCAUCAAUACGUUUCAGUUAGUUAGUUGCGAUGGCUGUUGAGAACUUCGGAAAAGAUAUCGGUGCUGAUGGGUUGCUUGCUGCAGCCUCCGUGCUGGAAAGACCAGCCGAGGAAUUCGUGAAUGACACUAUGAUAGAAGAAUUGUGGGCUAUAAAAGCAUUUGAACAUGCAGAAAUCUACUUCAAUUUGCUGAGCUCUGUGGAUCCCAAACUCUUAAGAUUGACCAAACAUGAUGAUCAACUCUACAAGCAUUUCCGUGAAACAUUUCCUGACCUAAAUGUUGCCACAGUUACUGAAGAUCAACUUAAAUCUACUGAAGCCAAAGAUGUUUGGAGAUCUUUUUGUGAAGUUUACAAAGAGAGUGUUGAAGACUACAACUAUGCAACACUGAUUCGCCUAAAUGCAGCCCAGGAAUACAGUGAAGCAAAUUCUAUGAUUGUACCCAGAGUACAGUUCUUAGCUAUUGAGCUUGCUAGAAGCAGGGAGGGGCACAAUGAUAUGAUCAGAUCCAACUUCAAACCUAAAAAACUACAAACCAGAUCAUGAAGUUGCAAACAAAUGGAGUACAAACGACCUACUCGAACUGUGUUUUUCUCCGAGGUGAAAUAAAAACGAAAUAUGAUUAUUGUAAA